This is a messenger RNA of Oppiella nova, 3642 nucleotides long. The record is from the annotation of a GenBank genome assembly. NCBI's taxonomy places the organism in Eukaryota, Metazoa, Arthropoda, Arachnida, Sarcoptiformes, Oppiidae.
AUGGCCACCUGUGAGGCGGCCCUCGACUUCACGACAAUUGCAUUCAAUAACCAGAUGUACGGCAUAUGUGUGUCCAAAGCCAUGGGUCACAUGCCGGCCAAAGUAAGUGUGGGCGCCAUCACAGGCACCGGAUGGCAACGACACCUCAUCUCGUGGUCAGUAAUAGACCCGCAAAAAGUGGUGGCGUUUGUGGACGAAGACAAAGACACCAAAGAGCACGACCUCUACGUAUUGGUGGCCGACUCCGGCAGUCGCGACGGCACUAACGUCUAUGUCAUCAAUAAGCACAAUGAGAUGAUAACCCGUGAACAGCACACAGUGAACAGUCGCUUCCCCACUGCCAUCGCUGUGUGGAUGUCUCGCACAGACAAUACAUACCACUUAGCGAUAGCCAACUCUUACGGCAAAGACGCCACACAGACAUACAAAUCGGAGACUUUCGCAUACAAUUGGAUGCAAACCUAUUUCGACAGAUACUCACAAAUGACCACUUAUUACGUGAAAGACAUUUGUCCCUUCAAUAUACACAGCAAUGAGUUCAUAGCUGUGGCCAACUAUAAGUCGGCUCCCAAUCAAAUGGAAGUGGAGUCCGAAAUCUUCAAACUGGACAUCGAUCGCAAGAAGUGGAUCUCAUUUCAACGCAUCCGCACAUUCGGUGCCAUAGACUGGGAAUUCUUCACUAUCGGCGAAGAUCGACACAAAGAGUACUUCCUGGCGGUGGCCAACCAUUUCGCCGUCAGUCGCAACCGAAUCAUAUAUGACGUCAACUCUAUUAUCUAUAAGUUUUCCGACGACAGGUUUGUUCCCUACCAGCCAUUAUCCACUGUCGGCGCCACACAAAUCAACUCAUAUACCGGUCCUAACGGCGAGUUUGUGUUAGCCGUGUCCAGUAGUGCACAGGCCGUCCAUCUCUACCAAUAUAACGGCUAUAACUUCAUUGAUGCGGGCGUUCAGUUCACCACUGGUGUCAUGAGUGCCGGUGUUGUGUCCCUACACUUCUCGCACUUCGCACCGCAAGGAUCGGCUCUUCUGACCGUAAGUAAUCCCAAACUGCCGACCGGACAGGUGUUCCGAAUGGAGUUCACUCACGAGAACCCAUUAGCCGAAUGGCACGGAAGAAGUCUCGACUGGUGUCUAACCACCGAUAGAGAAGUGAAUCAAAAUGAGGUCCCAAUCCUUAAAGAUGUCUUUUUCGUCGACCAAAGCGAACCAAUUGUUAUAAACGAUGACUUGAUUUUGUCGGACAUUGUGAUCGACUUCCUCUCGACACCCCUUCUCAUAGACGACUCAAAUGGUGAUGAGUUGAGCCAUAAAUUAAUUGAUAAUUUGAUUCAAUUGGACCGCGAGAUCAGUGCCGCCGAAGCACAGUUGGGCCAAAUCGUUGACAUACUAUCCAAUGCUCUGCGAACGUCUGGAGAUCAAGUGGUGACCGCUCCUCACGUUUUCAAUUCCGUUGAUUUCGAGUGCAGACCAGAAAUGGACUGUUUUUUCGGACAAAUCAAGACUAAAGUUUUAAAUAAUGAUAACAUUCACGGAUUGACUGAAGAUAUCAUUCCCUUAAAUAUGGAUCAACACAUCAACCAAUCCAUGCAUUUCCAGAACUUAAUCGCUGAUAAAAGCAUAAUAUUAAACGGUUUGAUGAAUGGCGUGAAGACCAAUGAUAUUGUGACCAAAAGUGGAAGUCAUGACAUGAUUGCUCCGAAGACCUUUGCAAACAAUGUGUCCGCCAAUGAAGUGAUAGUCAAUCAUCUGAUAAAUGAGGAAAUGAUCAAUCCUUCAACUGUUUUGCUCACAAUUGGCGAUCAGUUUAUUAAUAAUAGCCUAACAUUUAAAGACAACAUUCGGUUAAAUAAUAUUGAAGUGAACGGACUCGUCAAUGGCAUACAUAUUGAGAAAUUCUUGAGCGAUGUGGUCACCAGAGAUGGCAAUCACAUCAUAAGAGGCGCCAAACAUUUCAACGAAUUAGAGUUAAACCAACUGUUGUUAGGAAUGGGCUCUUCUAUUGAUGGCAUCGAUAUCAUGAAGUUAUGGUCAGAUGUCUUAUGGACUUAUGGCGACCAACACAUCGACUCUGCAAUCAAUUUCACUGAUAUUACGAUUGAUAGGAAUCUAAUAGUCGAUGGACUCAUAAAUGGUGUCAAACUUCCAAACGAAAUAAUUCUGAAGAAUGAAAACACCAUUAUUUCGGCGAACAAACAGUUCUUAGAGACAACAAAAUUAGACCGAAUGGAUGUAUUGAACUCUAUUAAUGGCAUCGGUUUAGUGGAGCGACAGUUGGAUAUAAUGUCUAAAUCUAAAGUGCAAACAGUUUUUGGGCACAAAAUAUUCAACGGAAUCCGUUUGGGAGGACACAGUCUUGUGGGGGGAACUGUCGAUGGCGUCAAGUUAUCGCAACUCAAACAAAAUCUUCUUUUACGCAACACUUCUCAACAUUUUGACGAAUUGGAGAUCAAAGGCGACGCUUUCUUUGACGGAGGGAUGGCUUUAAAGUCGGCUAUAAAUGGCAUUAAAAUAGAAGAUCUUUAUAAUAAAGCGCUUAAACUGACGGACACUCGUAUUCAGGGAUUUGCACACUUUCUGAUGAGCAACGCUAUCAUGAAGUCAAUACAUUGUCCCGCAAUUAAUGAGUUGAAUAUCGCAUCGGAUCUGAUGACCAAAAACACUCCACAAGAGAUUUUCGGUCAAAAAAUAUUUUCUAAUGGAGUGAAAGUGGACAACUUAGUUGUCGAUCGCAUCAAUGGAAUCGCUUUGGACUUCGUUAACGACACUCUUUUCUAUGACACGAAUCAAGUGAUCACUGGAGAGAAGGUAUUUGUGGGCGACUUAUGGAUCAAGAAUUUGAAAGUCAAUACAAUGAACAACAUCUCAAUGCAAGACAUCGUCCUAUUGAAUGCCGACGAAGUGAUAACUGCGCCCAAAGUCUUCAGUGAUGUCCGCGUUUACAGCGAUGUCAAUGUCCACAGCUUUGACUCCGAUGUCAUAAAUGGGGUCCAAAUGAAAGGAAUUUUCGAAAACAGUCUUCAGUUCGAAAGGCCUCAGACACUGACCGGUCGACUCAACUUUGACUCCAUUGUCAUCCCAAAGGCCACCAAUUUUGAGACCCAAUCCCUAAACGGAAUUAAUUUAAAGCAUUUGAUGUCAGACGCCGUCCUCACAGAUACCCCGCAAACCAUAUCCGGUGCCAAAACAUUCCUCUCCCCCGUCACUGUCGAUGCCUUGCAUUUCAGACACUCUUUCGAUAACGUCACUGACUUUGAUCUCAAACACAAUUGGCUUUUACAAGACACCACACAAACCAUUAAUGCGGACAUGAUUUUCGAGAACACUGUUCGAGUCAACGAUAAUAUCCGGAUGAGAAAACCAGUGAUAAAUAACAUCGAUUUAAAUGUAGUCAACAAUAAUACGGUAAAAGUGGACGAAUCGGCCGUAAUUGGAGGACAGACGCAGUUUAGAGGACCCGUUCACUCGAGUGGUCACAUCCAACUGUUGGGUAGGUUUCAGGGAAUAGAUUUGGACAAAGAGGCGGUCCUUCUGAACGGUGACAACCAAAUCAACGGUAGGAUUCACUUCAUUGAUAGCUUCCAAGUGGAUGAACACCUGUAUGUCAACGGAACUGUGGAUGACGUGAAAGUGGAGGAGUUG